AUGGGCCCGUAUGUGCCACCAGGCCAGUCGCCGCCCUUUGAGGUCGUCGAUGACUUGCACCAUGGCGCGUGGGUGAUAAUCACUGCUGCACUGGGGCUAGUUGUCUCCCUCGUGUGUUUUUUGAUUCGGUUAUAUGUGCGGCUCAUGCUGAUCCCGCCGUUUGCGCGCGACGAUUGGGUUUUAUUGGGCGCUACGGCUGUUGCUGUAGUGCAAUCAAGUCUCAUCUUCUAUGCCUGCUCACGCGGAUUCGGGACUUCUAUAUCGCUAUUGAAGGAUGGUCGACUCGAUCAGAUUCAAGCUGUAAGUUGUCGUUCGAUAUCCCCUUACUUUGUUCCAAUGGACCAAACUGAGCAGCGACCUAAGUUAAUUGCAACAAGCGAUAUAAUCGCGCUGAUCAUCAUCUACCUCUCCAAAUGCUGCGUCGUGGCUAUCUACCUCCGCCUCACGCCACAAAAACCACAUAACCGUGCAUCCUGGGCGACACUAGCUCUGUGUACUGCCUGGGUCAUCCCGGCUAUAUUCAUUGUCCUAGUUAACUGUGAGCUGAACACACCUUGGCGGAGUGACGGCGGCGAAUGCAGCGACUUGUACAUACGAUGGCAAUUUAUCGCCGCAGUCGAUGUUAUAACCGAGCUCCUUCUUUUCCUCCUAGCCGUCAUCCUCCUAAAAGGCCUCUUCAUGUCCGUCAGCCGCAAAUUAGCCGUCGGCUUCGCAUUUAUAUUCCGCUUUCCCCUCAUAAUCUUCUCCCUAAUCCACAUCUCAUCCCUCCACACAUCCCUAAACAGCAAAGACACAACCCUCGCUGCCGUCAAACCAACAAUCUGGAUGCAAGUCGAGCUCCACUAUGCCCUAGUCGCAUGCAGUGUAUUCUGUCUCCGACCCUUCAUGGCAGCCGUCAGCACGAACUACGGUACGGCGGGCGACUCGACACUGGAGAGUAGCUCGAGAUCAAACGGGACGAAAGAAAGCUCGAAGUCUGGGUCCGGGUCCGGCUCGAAUUCGAAUACCGCUACGAGAUCGAUGUCGCGGUCUCGCAUACAGAGGAAAAGAGCCGGGACAGGUGCAAGACCGCCGCUGGUUACUCCAGCCGUUAGUGGUUCUGGGUUGCGGCGGUCGGGGAAUCAACGCCCCCGGCUGAAUCCUUCCUUGUGUGUUGAUAGCAGGCCGCGUGUGCACGGAGCGCUUGGGAACAAUCGAAAGGAUGGGAAGAAUGGCAGAUCGGAUACGGUGCGUGAGCCAAUACGUCGGUCGAUGUUCCCGCUCAGCGCGCCAGGCAAGGACUUAAGCUUUCAGAUACCGGCAAAGCGAAAUAAUGGUGCGAGGGCUGGGUCUGUGGGUUCAUUUGCGACAGAAUCGGACUUGAUUGAGCUUGUACCGUGGCCGCAUAUUCGGCAUGCGAGUGGUGCAUCUGAGCGAGGGGAUUGUGGAGAGGGGGCUGAUAAGAUGGUUAUUCAUAAGGAGAUUCGGUACUCUAUUCAAUAUGAAGACGAGGCGGAGGUGAGGAGGCGCGAGGAUUUGAAGAUUAAUUCUGUUGAUGUUUCUGCUUAUGUAUAA
Molecule: messenger RNA, 1554 nt
Organism: Penicillium egyptiacum
Lineage: Eukaryota; Fungi; Ascomycota; Eurotiomycetes; Eurotiales; Aspergillaceae
Source: the annotation of a GenBank genome assembly